UCUCUCUCUCUUCCCCCUCUCUGAACUCUUCUCCCCUCUUUCCCCGAUCCCUAUAAAUUCCAAACUCUCCCCCCUUGUCUCUCUCUCUCUCGCGUACUUCGCCAUUUGAAGAAGCCCUAGCUUCGAACGGAGGAGGAGAAAGGCUCAGAGCGGAGGAGGGGGGGACGAGGACGACGAGGAGGAGGAGAAGGAGGCGAAUUGAGCCCAUCCAUGGCGAAGCUAUACGUGCAAACGGCGCCCCCACCGGAUCUGAACAAGAACACGGAGUGGUUCAUGUACCCGGGCGUGUGGACCACCUACAUCCUCAUCCUCUUCUUCUCCUGGCUCAUCGUGCUCUCGGUCUUCGGGUGCACCCCCGGGAUGGCGUGGACCGUCGUCAACCUCUUCCACUUCGCGGUUACCUAUCACUUUUUCCACUGGAAGAAGGGAACUCCCUUUGCUGAAGACCAGGGUAUCUACAAUACUCUGACUUGGUGGGAGCAGAUGGACAAUGGCAAGCAACUAACUCGGAAUAGAAAGUUUUUGACCGUUGUCCCUGUGGUCCUGUACUUGAUAGCCUCGCAUACAACUGACUACCAACAUCCGAUGCUUUUCCUCAACACACUUGCUGUGUUUGUGCUGGUGGUUGCCAAAUUCCCUAACAUGCACAAAGUUCGCAUCUUCGGAAUCAAUGCGGGUAGUUAAGAGGUUCUGCUGCAUGUAGAAAAGUCUCAAUUUUUAUAUCAUUCAAGGUUGAUACCUUGAAUCUUGCUCGUUAUCUGAUGAGCGAUAGUAAACCUCUUUUUUCGCCCUUUUUUGCUGCAAUCUGUGUAUGAAACUACCGUCUGUAGUUAUUUCUAGGUUGUAUUUCCCUGCUUUGCUUUUAAUGAAAUCACGAAAACCUGUCAAAUGAAAUCCAUUCAGCAUACUAUACUAUUUAUUGGAUGAAAUAUCAAUCUCUGUUGAUUUCGCCGUAUUA
Molecule: messenger RNA, 958 nt
Organism: Ananas comosus (pineapple)
Lineage: Eukaryota; Viridiplantae; Streptophyta; Magnoliopsida; Poales; Bromeliaceae
Product: ORM1-like protein 3
Exons: 3
Coding region: 211-684 (157 amino acids)
Biological process (GO): negative regulation of ceramide biosynthetic process; ceramide metabolic process; intracellular sphingolipid homeostasis
Cellular component (GO): endoplasmic reticulum membrane
Source: RefSeq, a predicted model, not a curated record